AUGGACUCAAAUAUGGGGACCUCACAGCAAGAGCAGCAGCAGCACCGAGUGGAGCAUCUUCCACGGUGGUCGUGGAACCUCUACCCCGCAAACAGGAUUGAUGCUGCGCGGAUGGUGGUGCCUCUCGGCUGCGUCUACGCCCCAAUUGGAUCCCCCUGUACGGAGCUAAACUACGAGCCCUUGCGCUGUGUUUGUGGUGGUGUUUUAAACCCGUAUUGCAUCAUUGACUACCGAUCAAGGACAUGGGGAUGCCCUUUCUGUGGAACCAAAAAUAAUUCUCCCCCGAAGUAUGCCCAAAUAACAGAGCAUAACUUCCCGUCAGAGCUUGCAAGGUGGAAUGACACGGUGGAGUACGUGAGCACUGUGAAGCGUGACCCGCCGACAUUUGUGUUUGUGCUAGACACCUGCAUAGACACGGAGGGCGAGCUUAACGGGUUGAAGGAAUUUGCGUUAGACGCCCUCAGCAAGCUCCCCGCGGAGGUACGUAUUUGUCUCAUCACGUAUGGGACAACUGUGCAAAUUCACGAACUUAGCGGUGUCACCGACUACCCGCGCUCGUUAGUGCUGCGUGGAAGCCAAGAAGUUACGGUAGAAGCGCUUAAAAAAAUUAUGCGGGAACCACAACAGUUUGUGGGUGUCCUCUCGAAUGUGAAGUCCGUAGUGGCCUUGAUUCUAGAAGAGAUGCAGCAGGAUGUGUGGCCCGUGCCAAAAUCGCACCGUCCGUUGCGAUGCACAGGUGCCGCCCUCUCCGCUGCCGCCAGCAUCCUUGAGAUUGUCUCACCCAACACAGGGUCCUGCAUUCUCGGCUUUACUUCGGGCAUAUGUACCGAGGGACCAGGCAUUGUUGUGGAAACCACACGGGAGAAAUUUAUUCGGGGUCAUGCGGAUAUUCGAGACGGUGCAGCCGCUGCAUCUUUUUGGGAGUCGUCCUGCGCGUUUUACGAGUCCCUGAUGCACCGCAUUGUUAAACAGGGGCACUCGCUAAGCUGUUUUACUGCCUCAUUGGAUCAGACCGGCAUAGCGGAAAUGAAACUCUGCAUUCAGGCCUCCGGGGGAGUUGUGUUAAAUGACGAAUCAUGGUGCAAGGAACCCUUUCGUCAAUCGCUUCACCGUUUCUUUGAACGCAGGGAGGACGGGACGCUGAAGAUGGGGCUCAAUGUCACCAUGGACGUGAUUACGUCGGCAACAUGGAAGGUGAUGGGGGUGAUUGGGCAAUGCGUGGGCACCGGCAAAAAGUCCUCCUCUGUAGCAGACUACGAGGUUGGAAUGGGUGGGACGUGUCAGUGGACGGCAUGUAUGAUGGACUCGACGACAAAUUUUGCGGUUUAUUUUGAUACAACAUCUGCACCCCCAUCUGAGGCGGCAAGGCAGGCGGUGCGUUAUGCCCAAUUUAUCACAAAAUACGAAAUAGGGAACGAAGUACGAACACGCGUGUGUACGGUGACGCACCAGGUGCAACGCAGCACGAGUAUGCCCGAGUUGGCCGCCUCCUUUGAUCAGGAGACUGCGGCGGUGCUUCUGGCGCGUGAGGCGCUGCAUAAGGCAGACACUAUUCCAUUAUUUGACGUCCUCCGAUGGUUGGAUCGAACGGUGGUGCGCCUCGUCAGCCGCUUUGGUGACUACUUGAAGGAUCACCCCUCGACACUGAAGCUACCGCCUCAGUUUGUCUUUUUUCCGGCCUUUAUGUACCAUCUUCGACGAUCAGGGUAUCUACAAGUGUUUAACUGUAGCCCUGAUGAGACGGCCAUUCUGCGUCUGAUGCUUCUUAAGUCUUCUGUCCAGGAUUCUAUUAUUCAAAUUCAGCCCACAUUGUACACAUACCGCAUGGAUGCACCACCGCAGCCUGUGCUUCUUGACAGUGCAGCUAUUCAACCCGAUAACGUUCUUCUUCUGGAUACAUUUUUUGAGGUUCUUAUUCAUCUUGGCUCGACCAUCGCGGCGUGGCGAAAGGCGGGGUACGCCGAGCAAGAGGAAUACGCCUACUUUAGGGAGUUUUUGGAGGUUCCUGUGGCGGAUGCAGAGGUACUGAUAGCCGGUAGGUACCCCACGCCUCGGUUCAUUUACGUCUGUCAGGAUGAUCCUGACGCACGCAUUCUUUAUAAUAGGAUAAAUCCAAGUCGGUCGUAUGGAGGUGAAAAUGAGCAAAGAUACGGAACAAACGAAGGGGAACUGGUGUACACUGACGAUGCAUCACUGGGGAUGUUCAUGGAACACUUGAAGAAGCUUGCAGUCUCUCAGUGA
Molecule: messenger RNA, 2241 nt
Organism: Trypanosoma rangeli
Lineage: Eukaryota; Euglenozoa; Kinetoplastea; Trypanosomatida; Trypanosomatidae
Product: protein transport protein Sec23-like protein
Exons: 1
Coding region: 1-2241 (746 amino acids)
Biological process (GO): endoplasmic reticulum to Golgi vesicle-mediated transport; intracellular protein transport; COPII-coated vesicle cargo loading
Cellular component (GO): COPII vesicle coat; endoplasmic reticulum exit site
Molecular function (GO): GTPase activator activity; zinc ion binding
Source: RefSeq, a predicted model, not a curated record